Anopheles coustani is the source of this 1053-nucleotide messenger RNA. RefSeq names its product fibrinogen-like protein A. NCBI's taxonomy places the organism in Eukaryota, Metazoa, Arthropoda, Insecta, Diptera, Culicidae. The transcript has a single exon. The record is from RefSeq and is a predicted model, not a curated record. The coding region runs from base 1 to 1053 and encodes 350 amino acids.
AUGGCCAAACUUGACUACUUGCAAUACAAGCUUCACGAAAUGGAACUCGGGCAGAAGGAACGCGACGAAGAGUUUGCCGAGAAAUUCACCAAACUUGAAGGCACGAUCGAAAACAUUCAGUGGGCCAUCAUCCGCCACGAUCAGGAUGCUGGACACAACCUGACGGCUCUUCAGGCUCAUUCCCGGAAGAUUCUUGCCCAACAAACGGCGUGCGCCAACCACGAAAAGAUGCGUAACGAAAUCUCACAGUUGACUCAAAAACUAAACCAUUCUAUUGGUUCCUACUCCAUGCUGUCUUCGCUGGCGUCCAGUUUCAAUGGAACGAUAAAAUCAUGCAACGAAUCUCCUGCAAAUGAAUCUGGACUCUAUUGGAUUCAAGUGAGCGACAAUUCCAUCUUUUCAUCAGUGCCCUCUCGUUUGCGAGAAUCGUUCAAAUCGUGUAAAGAAGCUCCUGCAAAUGUUUCCGGAGUCUAUUGGAUCCAAUUGAGUGGAAAUUCCUUCACAUUCGAAGGGUUUUGUGAACAAAAUAGUUUCGGCGGUGGAUGGCUGGUAAUUCAGUACCGCUACGAUGGAUCUCUUGACUUCUACCGGAACUGGACGGAAUAUCAACAAGGCUUUGGAAAUAUCAACAAGGAGUUUUGGAUCGGGUUGGAGCGUUUAUAUCAACUCACAUCGCAGGGACGCUACGAGCUGUUGGUUGAACUAAAGGCUUUCAAUGGCAGUUAUAGAUAUGCUCAAUACGAUGAGUUUCAGAUCUGGAGCGAAUCGGAGCAAUAUCCCCUAAAGAAACUUGGAACUUACAGUGGCACUGCUGAAGAUGCUAUGAUUCGGCAGAAGGGAAUGAAAUUUAGUACAAAAGACCGAGAUAAUGAUGCAAGUAGCACUAAUUGUGCUGUUGAACGCGGAGGUGCGUGGUGGUAUGAAAGUUGCACUGAUUCCAAUUUGAACGGGAAGUACAUGAACCAAGACAAUUCUUAUUCAAUGUUUUGGUCGGAAGGCUUUACUAAUACCCAAGGAUGGGCAUAUUCAAGAAUGAUGAUUCGUAAAAUUUAG